AUGUCCAGUUCUCACUGGACCCAACAAUCAUUGACUCUGGAGCAACAUCUCACAUGGUCCCUCACCGCUCCUGUAAUCCUACAAGCAACUGUUGGCAAAAAGGACUACAAUAUUGCACUGUCAAAUAUCUUACUUGUGCCAAACUUCACUUUAGCACUCAUCUCUGGCUACAAAUUGUCUAAAACGGGGUUAUCAACACUUUUUCCAGCAGGGUCAAGUGCUUGUGAAGUUUGGAAAAAGAAGGAACUUAUCCUCACUGCCUUACACAAGCAAGGACUUUAUCACAUCCAAGCAAAACCCAAAAUUGUGAGGCAACAAUAA
Molecule: messenger RNA, 321 nt
Organism: Serpula lacrymans var. lacrymans S7.9
Lineage: Eukaryota; Fungi; Basidiomycota; Agaricomycetes; Boletales; Serpulaceae
Exons: 2
Coding region: 1-321 (106 amino acids)
Source: RefSeq, a predicted model, not a curated record